AGAAAAUAUCUCGUUCCAUUGGGUAAACGGCAACAUUCUGAAGCAUACCCACGAAGUAUACUGCGAUAGCUACAGUCAAACUAGAUGAAAGUCAAGCAGGUUGAUUAGACUUACCCGGAAGGCAUCAAUCUCUCACGCGCCAUCGAUAUGUUUUUCAUCGUAGCUAUGAAUGUGGUCUGCAUGGUCAAUGCCGGAGAAUCUCUUGGAAUCAUUUUCAACACAAUACUCGAUGACAAUACGGGACUAGCGCUAAACGUUACCAAUAUUGUCCUCUCUGUUGCGAUGUUCAUGGCAGGCAUAAUGAGUCUGGACAUGCCCCCUUUUUUCAAAGGCCUCAAGAAGCUUUCGCCGCUGGGAUAUGUCAUUCGAAAUGUCAUUCCGUAUGCCUUCCGUGGACAGACUUUCACCUGCAGUGAUGAUCAAAGGCGGUCCGAUGGUUCUUGCGCAAUAAGCAGUGGUGAAGAGGUCCUCGAGAUGUUUGACAUGGAUGCACCCCUCAAUCUUGGUGCAGUCGUAGUGAGCAUGGUGAUAUAUCGCAUAUUGGCCUAUGCUGUUAUCAAGCGAAAUUGAUUUCGUUCUUAAAGAGAUUUUACAUAGGGGAUGGACAUCAUUAUAACUAAGGCUCUUGUAUUUGUCGUAGGGGCGAAAAAGACGAAGUUGAAUUUAGUUGACAUGAUGAUCGUUGUGGAUAAACGAUCUGGACAGCCACGCAUCGAUCCAUGCCGAGUUGAGAUCAGUGGCAGUGGGAGAAUUUGGUUCUCUGGAUUUGGCCAAAUACAACCGUCACUUAGUGUGGACUAC
This is a messenger RNA of Guyanagaster necrorhizus, 801 nucleotides long. RefSeq lists its product as uncharacterized. The record is from RefSeq and is a predicted model, not a curated record. The transcript has 4 exons. NCBI's taxonomy places the organism in Eukaryota, Fungi, Basidiomycota, Agaricomycetes, Agaricales, Physalacriaceae. The coding region runs from base 148 to 570 and encodes 140 amino acids.